Molecule: messenger RNA, 1323 nt
Organism: Trichoderma reesei QM6a
Lineage: Eukaryota; Fungi; Ascomycota; Sordariomycetes; Hypocreales; Hypocreaceae
Product: oligosaccharide translocation-like protein
Exons: 2
Biological process (GO): glycolipid translocation; dolichol-linked oligosaccharide biosynthetic process
Cellular component (GO): endoplasmic reticulum membrane
Source: RefSeq, a predicted model, not a curated record
AUGCCGCCUCCAAACGACGCCUCAAACUCUCAGCCUCCCCAAAACAGCUCACCAAAUCGGGCAUCCUCACCGCCCACACCUCCCCAAACCUCGGCCCUCAAAGGCGCCUCCCUGCUCAUCAUCCUCCAAGUCGCCUCCCGCCUCAUCACCUUCAUCGCCAACCAGCUCCUCCUGCGCUUCCUCACCGCGCCGCUCCUCGGCCUCUCCACGCAGCUCGAAGUCUACUACCUCUCCGUCCUCUUCUUCGCCCGCGAGAGCCUGCGCGUCGCCAUCCAGCGCCAGGGCAUCGCCGGAGCAGCAUCAUCAAGCACCAAGAAUGAUGAUGAUGAUAAUGAUGCCGACGAUGCUGCUGUCGCGAAAAGAGAGGGCCAGGCGGUGGUGAAUCUGGGAUAUCUCGCCGUGGGACUGGGCGCCUUUGUCAGUGUCCUUCUGGGAUGGAUGUAUCUUGCUUCAGCUCCGGCCGCCACGCUGGAGACUCCCUGGCUCGUCGAGUCGCUCUGGCUCUACGGCGCUGCCGCCAUGGUCGAGCUGCUGUCCGAGCCGUGCUUCGUCCUGAUGCAGACGCGUCUUCAGUUCGGCACUCGCGCGGCUGCCGAAUCCAUCGCCACCUUUCUUCGCUGCAUCGUCGUCUUUGGGUCUGCCGUGUGGGCGUCUCGGAAGGGCCUGGAUAUCGGCGUGCUGCCCUUUGCGCUCGGCCAGCUGUCAUACGGCAUCUCCCUCCUCCUAGUUUACUUUGCCUCUGGAUACCGCCUGGCGCUGACCACUGGAUUCUCGCUUCUGCCCAAGCGGCUCGCUUCUAGCAAGGAAGUCGACUUUGUGCUGUCCUACUUUUACAAGCCGACGGUAAGUCUCGCAGGCAGCAUGAUGGCCCAGAGCGUGGUCAAGCAUCUGCUGACCCAAGGCGAUACGUUCCUCAUCUCGCUCUUCUCUACUCCCCAAGUCCAGGGCGUGUAUGCCUUGGCAAACAAUUACGGCAGCCUGCUUGCCCGCCUCCUCUUUCAGCCCGUCGAAGAGAGUAGCCGCAGCUACUUUUCUCGCCUCAUAGGGCCGAUUGCAGCCCCCCCGCUUCUGUCUAUCGUGGCGGGCAGACGCUGGACCGGCUCAGGUGCUGGCCAAGUUCUUGGCACGUACUGCUUCUACAUUCCCUUUAUGGGCCUCAACGGAAUCACCGAGUCAUUUGUUGCUUCUGUCGCUACGGAGGCUCAGGUUCACCGCCAGUCGUUCUGGAUGGGCAUCUUCUCAGCAGUCUUUGCUGCGUCUGCUUUUUUCUUCAUGAGCGUUCUCCAACUCGGUGCUCAUGGACUGGUGUACGCCAACUCCAUC